Molecule: messenger RNA, 4280 nt
Organism: Athalia rosae (coleseed sawfly)
Lineage: Eukaryota; Metazoa; Arthropoda; Insecta; Hymenoptera; Athaliidae
Exons: 10
Coding region: 1728-3758 (676 amino acids)
Biological process (GO): monocarboxylic acid transport; transmembrane transport
Molecular function (GO): monocarboxylic acid transmembrane transporter activity
Source: RefSeq, a predicted model, not a curated record
AUCGAAGAAAUUCCUACAAACGUUGUUGAAAAAUUGUUAUUCCAAAACGCGGUGGUGAAUACGACUAUCGUUUGACUUCGAUAACUAGAAAAGUUGUUUUUGAAAAAGGGCGAAAAUGAGGCGGAGAAUGUGGGGCCGUUUUACCCUGUUAAGGAAACCGCCAGCACCAUGCGGUACGCUGUGAUUGAAGAAAUUAGAAAAUAAUCUUAAACGGUCACUCUGACUACCAAUAAAAUUCAAGGAACACUUACGCGUAAUUUGCAACCGCGUUACUCCUUUGACCAAGCUGCUCCGAAUUCAAAAGACGCGUGCGCACGUGGCUAUUCAAAGAAUGAUGGAACGGAUAUACAUAAAAAGGAGACCCAUUCACUAACUCCUCGCGACGACUGAAAAUUCUGCCUGAAAAAUUAUCAGCUGCGUACAAAUUGCAGCUGUAAUACACGUCCUCAUGCCUAAGAAAUAUCCAUCCCGCCCUUGUCUACGUUAUUUCAAUACGAACAUAGAUAUAUCGAACAAAGAAUUAUCUAGAAAAGAAUCUCGAGUUCAUUCCGCAACCUGCGAUAGUUUAACAAGAGGAGCUUCAUUCGACUAUCCAUGGAGAGGGAAAAAGUCUCAAGUCACUACGCGUUGCGUUUCCCGUGUCUUCGUGUAGACGCCACAGUUGGCAUCGACUUUUCUCAAGGUCCAUCCCAUUAUAUUGGCCCUCCAUUUCACGACGACUGACCCGAAAACUACACGCACGCGAUUCAACGGCUGCAAAGCCUCUUCUCCGUUCGACCUGAAUUUAACGUGACGAAAUCUUUUGUCGUUCAACCGAAUAUUCCUCUUAGGUGUUGUUUAUCGAUCUAUUUUUUAGUUGUUACCUUUUUUUUCACGGCAACAGCUGCUGUCGACACAUGAAAUCGCCUUAUCUAAAAUCGUGAUAUUUACGCCGAUAAUACUCUUCAGAUUCACGCGCUGAUCCGGAAUAAUCUGAACUUUCCCUGAGAACGAGCCGUACUGUUCUUGAAUCAAUUGCUCGCCGCAUAUAGGAGCAAGCGUUUGCGAUACGAGUAUAAAGAGAGCGAGAAAAACGUCUGUACAGAUACACGGGUGGAAUAAUAAUAGUAACAUUAGUGAUAGUAUGAGUAGUAGUAGCCAGCUGGAAACUGCAACAGAUAGAAGAUAAACGCAUUCGAGGUUUGUGACUCGCCUGCAGUGCGUACGCGGAGACUCGCCAAAGAGCGCUGCUCCAUCCGAUACCAGUAUACGAUGUCAGUUGUUUUUUGUCGGGAUACCGUGAGGUUUACAUCUGGACCUUGUAGAAGGCACGAGACUUUAUACAGAAUCCUGACUUAACGGAAUCCUUUCGAUUGCGCCGAAUGUUUCUCGAGAAAUCCGUGUGAUCGAGAGCGAUGAUCGAAGUUGUAGAUUCAUCGGAUCGGUUCAGUUGAAAUGAAAUAAAAAUUUCCGGUUUUAUUCUUCGUCGAUUUUGAAAAUUUUUUGAAAAUUUCGAAAGUGGAAUGAAAGAAAGAGAGCGUGUUUCUUUUGAAAAAAAUUAGACGAUAACUUUAUCAUACAGCAGGUACAAACAGAUAACUGCAUAAUUGUUAAUCCGCGAUAAGUGAAGUGGAAAGAAAUUAAAGAAUAUAAUAAAGGAUAAUUCUUUUUCAACGCGAACAGUCCUUGUAAAGUGAAGAAUUAUCUUGAAAUUUUAUAUACGUUGAAGUUUAAUUGAAAAUAGCAAAAUGACUGUGAAAGCUAAAGCGGAGGAGAUGAAGAAACAGAAUAAACGAACUGUUAAAUUUGACGAAGAUAACUUUGUACCGCCGGACGGAGGAUGGGGUUGGAUAGUGGUAAUCGCAGCCGGACUCGCAAACUUCUGCAUUUUCCCGGUACUUCAGUCAUUCGGUUUAUUUUUUGGCGACAGAUUCGCGGACUUGGGAAUUAAUUUGUCGCAGACAACUACAAUUAUUAACGUUAACAGCGCAGUGACCGCGUGUGUCGGCUUAUCGAAUGGACCAGUGUUCAGAAGAUUCUCGUACAGACAGGUAUCGCUCUUCGGAGGACUGGCGUGCGCGAUAUGCAUAUCGAUUUUAUCGACUAUGGAAACCUUCACGGGCUAUUUGAUAGUAUUUUCAGUCCUAUUCGGUGCUGGAACGGGAUUUUCGUCCUCGGCAAACGCACUGGCCUUGAAUACCUAUUUUAAGAAAAAAAGAAGAAUCGCCAUAGGUUUCAGCUGGACGUGCACGGGUCUAGGGCCCAUCAUCAUGCCUCAGAUCAUCACCCUUUUGAUGCCGAUUUUCGGAUUGCAAGGAACGGUCUUACUUUUCGGAGGAUUCGCUUUCAACGCGGUCGCAUGUGCUCUACUUCUUCAGCCGGUAUCGUGGCACGUUGGAAAAACCGACGGCGCAACAGACGUCAAAGAGAAUAAUGAAAAACUUACCGAAGAACACGAACUGGCACUUUUGAACGGCACCCAAAGUAAAUCAACGGAGAGCGUGAACGGCGGUAAAAAAUUAGAGCGCGAAAAUCGAUUUAGCGAAAGGUUUGCGAGCCAAUAUCUUUACUACGACGACGAGGAGCAAGGGGCAUCUGGGAUCGAUGUCUUCAGUCCAGGAACGCCAAUGAUGUCAAGGGCAAACGACGGCUGGUACUCGAGAAAAUCGAUCGCAGUUUCCAGUAAUUCCUUGGCAUCGAAUAAGACUGUCCAAACGGAAAAUUCCCAAAAAACUUUGAGCAGAUACCCGUCGAUAAGCCUCAGCAGACAAUCGAGCGUCAAAGCUUUGAGCAGAGGCUCGUCCCUCAGAACUUUGAACAGACAAAAUAGCGAAGGAGAAACGGGGAAGAACGUACCAGAAAAGUUGGCGAAGAGAAAGCUUUCCACUUUACCAUCGGCGAUUAAUUCUCCCCUAAUCAUUGUCGACGAAUCCUGCGAACACGCCGACGAACAGGGGGAGUGCCUUAACGACAAUUGCAGCAAUGAGGAAUGCAUGAAAAAAAAAAUAACUCACAUAUUCGAAACGACAGGUGCUACUUUGAACGGUGAAGUCGUCAACGAAGUCGCUAAGCCAGAAGAUAAAAUUGACGAAGUAUUGCCGACACAUCCGUGGUACAAGCGAUUCAUAGCAGCACUGGUGAUUUUCUUCGAUCUCAAUUUACUGAGGGACCCCGUAUUCGUGAACCUCAUGUUCGGAGUGACCUUUGCGAAUCUUGCGGAAAUUAAUUUCUCCCUGAUGACGCCGUUUGUCCUCGGCGAUUACAAAUUCUCGAAAGUGCAGGUUGCUUUCGCGAUGUCGAUCCUGGCCAUCGUCGACGUUUUAACCAGAAUUAUAAUUCCCUUCCUCGCCGGAUACAUCGGGAUGUCAAACAGGAGAUUCUUCCUCUUCGGAGUUUGCAUGAUGGCCACCGGUCGCAUGGUCCUCGCGCAUUAUCACACCUACGAGAUGACUCUCGCACUCUCCGUCUGGAUUGGAAUCGGAAAAGCCUUCAAGACAGUUUUCAUGGCUCUCGUUAUUCCGACGCACGUACCGUUAUCUCGGCUUCCAGCUGCGUCGGGUCUGCAACUGCUCUGCAGUGGCAUAAUAUAUUCAACAUUGGGACCUAUGAUCGGCAUGGUCCGUGACAUCACCAAGGAUUACGCCAUCAUGUUGCACUUCUUAAACAUCUUUACUUUCGGCACUGCGAUUGCCUGGUUCACAGAGGAAUAUUUUACAAGCAGACGUAAGAAACUGGAAAAAUUAAAAGCGGAGGGGAACGGAGACGUUGAAAAAUCUUGACCGUAGGCUGUAAUAUUAACGUUCCCAGCUGCAGCAUGAUAUCACUUCGGUUUAUAAAAAUACAUAUUUUUUUAUAUCGACGACCGAAGCCCCUUAAGAUAUAAAUGAAUAGAAAACUGUGCGUUUGUAUGCACAUUAUAAUUGUUAAAGAAAUGGUGUCACGAAGGAUAGUAUAUUCAUGUCUUUUUUUUUUUAUGUCGUUCUUCGUUUCGCGGAGAUCGAUCUUCAUGUAUUAUUCGAUGCAUCUAUUUCUGGUGGUUGUAACGAGUAUUAUUUGUGGAUUUUUUCUGGUUUUUUUUUUUUCCAAUUAUGUGGAACAGAGCGAAAGAUGAUGUGCCUUAAUAUCGGCACGCGAUUCGCUACGCUAGGUGAUUUGUAAUGGAUAUGAAUACAUUAUAGAAUAGGUGAUUACCCUAAAAAUUAAAAUUAAUUAUGUUAUGUAUCUAACUUAACGUAAAAGAGGCACGUGUAAAUAAUACCUAUUAAAUGUUUCGAACAAUAAAUUUCUUUUCUAUACACAAA